AUGUACGCUGUGGUGCAUGUUCCAGUCAUACUUCAAUCCGCUCUUAUCUCAACCGGCCCUAUUUGGACUUACUUGCUCGCACUUUUUUUUUAUCCAGAGAGUCAGUCAGCAUUUUCCCCUAUAUUUUUACUGGUUAUUGCUUGCACAGCUGGUGGAGUGGCUCUUGCAGUGAUACCACAAGCUGAAAGCCAUCGUAAAAAUGAAUAUUUUAGUCCGCCCUGGAUUUUAAUAUUUCUUUUGGGGACAAUAUUGUAUCCAUUUUACAAUGUUCUUCAAGGUCGGUUUUUGAACGAAUUUCGGGGAGGCUGCUCACCAUUUACGACUAAAGUAGUCAUGCUAACAUGCGAAACAUCCGUACAGCUCGUUUUUACACUGACGUAUUUUCCACUCGAUGCUGCUCCUUUUUUUGGAAAGUGCGCUUCUUUACAGGAAUCUUGGGAUAUGCUUAUGGCCAGUCUAAGGUGUGUAGCUGAAUGCCCCAAUAAUGCUAUUUAUAUGACUGUUUAUGUUCUGGGAUUCUGGAUUCGCCAUGCCGUAUUUGCGUACAUGAAUGGAUAUUCUCCAGUUGUGGCAGCGGUAACCAGUCAGAUGACGCAGCCACUCAACACAUUUAUUUUAUUGAUCAUCCCAUCCUGGAAUGUAUUUGGCGCAAAGGCCCUUUGGUAUUACACACUUGGCUGCUUUUUACUUUUACUCACAUCAACUGUCAUUUUUGUCGUGUGGCAUUUGUUGAAUCGCCCAGUUCAUCAGGAGGAAUUGGGGAUGGCUUCAUUUACUGUGCUUGAGAAUGCAGAGGAUAAUAGUGAUGAAAAGGAGUGA
Messenger RNA from Trypanosoma conorhini, 819 nucleotides. RefSeq lists its product as uncharacterized. The record is from RefSeq and is a predicted model, not a curated record. The coding region runs from base 1 to 819 and encodes 272 amino acids. Lineage: Eukaryota; Euglenozoa; Kinetoplastea; Trypanosomatida; Trypanosomatidae. The transcript has a single exon.